UGGGCGGGGCUACGGGCUCUGGGACUUCCGGCGCUGCCGCGUGGAGCUCCGCGGCUCGGACGCUGUCGGCAUGGCGGUCUUCGCGGGCCCGGCGCAGCCGCUCCUGUCGCUGAACCCGCAGGAGGACGACAAGUUUCACAAGGAGGUGGCUCAGGCCCGCCGGCGCGCAACGAAGAAACAGAAGCAAGAAAAAGAAAAACUCACUCCAGGAGUCAUUUAUGUGGGCCACCUGCCUCCAGCACUGUAUGAAACCCAGAUCCGAGCGUAUUUCUCCCAGUUUGGCACUGUGACGAGAUUCAAGCUGUCCAGAAGUAAAAGGACUGGAAAUAGCAAAGGUUAUGCCUUUGUGGAAUUUGAAUCUGAAGAUGUUGCCAAGAUAGUUGCUGAAACAAUGAACAACUACCUUUUUGGUGAAAGGCUCUUGAAGUGUCAUUUUAUGCCACCUGAGAAAGUACAUGCGGAACUUUUUAGAGAGUGGCAUCUUCCGUUUAAGAACCCGUCUUUCCCAGCAGUGAAACGGUAUAAUCAGAACCGGACCCUUCUUGAAAAGCUGCGGAUGGAGGAGCGAUUUAGAAAGAAAGAAAAAUUACUCAGGAAGAGACUAGCUAAGAAGGGGAUUAAUUAUGAUUUUCCUUCAUUGGUUUUACGUAGGAAAAAGAAGAAAAGCAACGCUUCAAACACCAACCUUCAGAAAUCCACAAAUGGACAGGCUUUACCUAAGGAGGAAAAGGAGAAGGCUUCAGCCACCCCUGAAACUCCUGAGAAUACUGUGGAUAGCCAGGGCCCCACACCAGUUUGUACACCAACAUUUUUGGAUAAACGAAAAUCUGAAGUGGCUGAAAUGAAUGAUGAUGAAGAUAAUGAAAUAGUUUUCAAACAGCCCUUAUCUGGCAUAAAAGAACAAACACAAGAGACUGAAACACCUACACAGUCAAGGAAAAAAAGACGAAGAAACAGCAAUCAGUGAUUCUGAGUGUAUUAUGAAUAAUACUUCUUCUGGAAAAUGUGAUUUUAUUAUGAGGGCUGUGUAUCAGAAGAAACACUGUUGGUUCCAGUCAGUAAUAACAGGAAUAACACCACCCAGCAGGAGCCAGGCCUGCUGCCUCUGCCCCGGUCUCCCAGCUUCUUCCCAGAUUCAUAUUCAUGUCUGCAUAAAAGGGUCACCAUUAACUGCAGGUUUAAAUACUAAACUGCAGCGUUUGUUACAUAAAGAAAAUAAAACCUUG
Messenger RNA from Myotis daubentonii (Daubenton's bat), 1226 nucleotides. It is a transcript of the gene NIFK, whose product is annotated as nucleolar protein interacting with the FHA domain of MKI67. Gene Ontology annotation, molecular function: RNA binding. The record is from RefSeq and is a predicted model, not a curated record. NCBI's taxonomy places the organism in Eukaryota, Metazoa, Chordata, Mammalia, Chiroptera, Vespertilionidae.